UAAUAAUUUCAUCUGGAUGUAUCCCUUGACCAUAUAAUUUUCACAGCGUAUUGAGAUAAUCAACCUCCAAAGCAAAUUUUGGAUUCGCCCUGUUCCUUUUGACUCCGGGUUCAAUUUGACAAAUAUUUGAAGCCUGCAGAUUUAUGAAUAUACACUUCCUUAAACUCGGUUUUAACUGAGUAUAAGUUUGAAAUGCUGCAAGAACGUCAAGUAAUUUAAGUCAUAAUUAAUCUCUUGGCUCAAAACGAGAAGCUGUAUUCAUUAACUAAUGACAUGAUUUUUCAACCCGCCUGUACUCCACCCCCCGAACAUGCUAAUAAAUUAAUAGACAAACACAGAAAAAAUGCAGCAGCGAUUUGAAUAAACUCAGAGAGCAGAAAAACGAGACUUUAAUGUUACGCGUUAGGAUUUUUUUUUCUUUAAAGGAAACAAUGUAAGAAAAAGGUUAUUGUUAAUGUGAAAUUAAAGCCUUCGGGUGGCGACUACUGGAUAGGUAGCCGACGCUAAGAUUAUUUCUUUAGAUUUCAAGACUGAGAUAUAUUAUUGUGGCAGAGAAAUGGUCGAGGCGGCCAGGAGUCGAUAUGACACUUGAAAAAUGUGUGAAUUGCAACGAUAUACUGAUAUACUGAGGGUGGGGCAAAAAUGUUGACAAUCAUCUGCAACUGAGUCACAAAUAAAUGCUACAAUAGAAAUAUUGGAGAGAAAUUACGCCUAAGAAGUGGCUAAGGAAUGUAAAAUUGUUCAAUAGUCUUUCAACGUAAAGUAGAAAUCAAAGAUUUUCCUGGUGCAGAAAAAAGCAUCAAAGAUUCUUAUGUGAUACACAGGGGAACAACGCUAAAAGGAUUUUAAAAAUCACAAAGGCAGCAUUUGAACGGAAAAAGGGAAUUCUUUGAUGAUUGUUACGUAAUGUUAAAGGCGGGAAAGAGUACAAUCAAUCGCUAAUUACAUGCUUACAACGAGGUUACGUAAUUCUGAAGGGAACUGUCGCAGAACUACUUAAAACGAAAAAUAUUAAACAAUUUACGCUUAAUGCAUGGACCAGGGCUGGUCCCCACUCCUAGGAAAAAACCAUCGCAGAAGCGUUUAUCAUAACUUUCUUAUUGCUGAAUUCUAAGCGCCUGUGUGUAAGAGUUGACUGUGCCUGAUAGUAACGUUAAGAUCGAGACAACAGUCGAGCGGGUGUUCCAAGAGAAGAGUUACGGAUAAAACGGUUGGUCAGUUGAAAAAAUGAAAGCGGUGAUUUUGCUUUGCUGUCUUGUAAUCGGAGUUGCUCAGUCCUUGCUCCCUUCACCUGAGGGUAAGUGAAAAGACUUGUAGAUCAAAAUAUACGUUACUGUUUGUUUUGUUUUGUUUUGUUAAAUGCAAGUGGCGGUUACUUUCCUUUCAUCGCUAUUGUAUGGCAGUAACAGUGAUAUCGGAGAACACGAUCAUAUAAUGCAGGGAACAGUAUGAGAAACGUUUUCGCGGGCGACCUACAGCGGCUCCGCUCACUAAUUUUAAUCACACUGAGACCAGACAAAAAUAUUUACGAAUCAAUUAAUUUACAAUUCGUCUUUCUUUUUGCAGAGAAUAGGCGCUUAUCACGGCAAGGCAAAGAACUCUUUGAAGGCGACAUUGUCUUAACUCCCCAACAGAAAGCAGUUAUACAAGGUCUACAGAAAGGCUCGAUUACAAACAAAAGAUGGCCUAAUGGCGUUAUCGUGUACGAGAUUGAUAGCUCACUUUCAUCAGCGUCGAAGGCGAUGGCGGCAAUUAAUGCAGCUUUUGCUGAUUAUAAGAAGAAUACAUGCAUUACGUUUAAACAGAGGACAAACGAACGAGAUUAUGUAUCCUUCUUCAAGGGAGGCGGUUGCUGGUCUUAUGUUGGGAAAAUAGGCGGGAAGCAACGGUUAUCUCUGGCCGGUGGGUGCUGGUAUACAGGAACAGUUGUACACGAGAUAGGACACGCCCUGGGAUUAUUUCACGAGCAGUCACGACCUGACAGAGACACGUAUGUGACAAUCAAAUAUGGAAACAUCAAAGAAUCGGCCAAAGGCAAUUUCAAAAAAUACGGCUCAAAUGUCAUCGACUCCAUGGGAACACCUUAUGAUUAUAAAUCUGUGAUGCAUUAUGGUUCUAAAUACUUCAGCAAAAAUGGCCGGCCGACAAUAGUGCCCAAGAAACCAGGAGUAAGUAAAUAGAAGACGGUGUCUUCCGUUUAACUCGCUUAAUACAUUCUGAGUUACCUUCCCCGGGGGUACUCCCAGAAAAAUUAGGUAGUGAUGUGCAGCCCACCUCCCAAAACCCUUACCCU
Molecule: messenger RNA, 2293 nt
Organism: Orbicella faveolata
Lineage: Eukaryota; Metazoa; Cnidaria; Anthozoa; Scleractinia; Merulinidae
Product: zinc metalloproteinase nas-15-like
Biological process (GO): proteolysis
Molecular function (GO): zinc ion binding; metalloendopeptidase activity
Source: RefSeq, a predicted model, not a curated record